This is a messenger RNA of Esox lucius (northern pike), 3384 nucleotides long. RefSeq names its product CD2-associated protein (gene cd2ap). The coding region runs from base 287 to 2377 and encodes 696 amino acids. Gene Ontology annotation, molecular function: protein binding. NCBI's taxonomy places the organism in Eukaryota, Metazoa, Chordata, Actinopteri, Esociformes, Esocidae. The transcript is spliced from 20 exons. The record is from RefSeq and is a predicted model, not a curated record.
UCAGGCAAGUCCAAGAAAGGUGGAGACUUUCGGGAUAACUUCCUGCACAUUAAUCUUGAAAUAAUUUGCUGAACAAUUACUUAGUUUUGGUAGGUCGCUAUUGAGGCAAAAGCGAAUGGCUUAACGACGCCCAUAACUUGUUUAUAAUAGGCAACAUUUGUGAAUUUGCAAAAAAAAACACCUUGGCUUAGUAAAUGUACAUAUAGUUAGCAUUCAAGCUAACGCAAUCGGAUAGCAGAUUCCAAACACUGAUAGCGAGACGCUCCUGCCUAACCUGAAGGACAGUAUGGUAGAGGUUGUGGUGGAGUAUGAGUAUGAGGCCCUCCACGAAGAUGAGCUGAACCUGAGACUUGGAGACGUGAUCAGGAAUGUCCGCAGGAUCGAGGAGGAGGGAUGGAUGGAGGGAGACCUCAAUGGGAAGAGAGGCCUGUUCCCUGACAACUUUGUGAAGGAGGUGAAGAAGGAGACCAAGGAGUUAAAUCUGACAAAGGAGGAGACCAAGGAGGAGUCGCUGCCCCAGCGGAGGGAGAAGAAUGCGGGGAACGUAGCCAACCUGGUCCAGCGGAUGAGUACCUAUGGCUUCCCAGCUGGGGGCUUCCAGCCACACUCACAGCCCCGUGGACUGAAAAAGAACAAGUCAGAGCCUAAGAAGCGGCAGUGCAAGGCACUAUUUGAUUACGUGCCCCAGAACGAAGAUGAGUUGGAGCUGAAGAUAGGAGAUAUAAUUGACAUCAAUGAGGAGGUAGAAGAGGGCUGGUGGAGUGGAACCAUGAACGGCAAAUCAGGGCUGUUCCCCUCCAACUUCGUCAAAGAGAUUGAGAAAAAUGAAGAUGUAGAGAGCAACAACGUUCCAGAUGAAACCGAUGGCAACAGCAAAGAAGCCCUGCUUCCUCCCAUCCCCACCUCCCCCAUUCAACCCUCUCCUGGCAACGGAGUGAUCAGCCAGCCCAAGAAGGUCCGGGGCGUGGGCUUUGGGGACAUCUUCAGGGAAGGCUCGGUCAAGCUUAAGGUCCGCCUGCCAAGCACAGAGGGAGAGGAGAAGAAAGACAAACCAAUCCCAUCAUUACCAUCUGUUGCAAAGGCUGCCCAUUCCACGACAGACUCACAGAAAGCAGAGGGGGACAGCAAAACCAAAGUUAAAGAAUACUGUAAGGCCACUUUUGCUUUUGAAGCUACAAACGAAGACGAGCUAACGCUGAAGGAAGGCGAUGUAAUACGGAUAUUGAGUAAGGACACAGGGGAACCGGGAUGGUGGAGGGGGGAGAUUGGAGGUAAAGAAGGGGUCUUUCCUGACAACUUUGUGGCUGUGAUGUCAGAAGCAGACAGAGAGCAGGCUCCCUCAUCAAGAGGUUCGGUCAAACUGUCUUCCAAACAAGAUGCAGAAGAGCAGGCUUCAACAUCAAGAGGUUCAGUCAAACUGUCUUCCAAACAGGAAGCAGAGGAGAAACCCAAGAAACCACCGCCACCGUCCAAAAAUAUUGCUCGCAAACCUGAGCUCUCCAUCGCCGACAAAAAGCCCCAGCAGCCCAGUCCUGAGGACAGAGGUGACAAAACGGAUCACAAAACAUCAAAGCCUGCUGCCCCUCUUGUCCCCCCCAAGAAACCUGUGCCGCCGCCUGGCAAAGGCAGACCUGUUAGCCUCCCCCCAAAACGACCAGACAAGCCUCUUGCACCAUCCCCAGGGGCCAAACACAAUGGAGAAGUGCCUUCCACGCGACCAAAGUCCGAUAUUGAGCCAAUAUUACAGAGUAAACUGAAAACAAUGUUGGACGACUUGGGGGACAAAGCUGUUGACAUGGACCUGAUGAGCUUUGAUGAUCUGUCAUCUACCUCAGAGAAACUGUCUCACCCUACCGCUAACAGACCAAAGAUGCCUGGCAGGAGGCUACCCGCUCAGUUUGGAGGAAGCCACUUGCCAAACAAAGAUAUCAGCAUGGAAAAUACUUUCAAGUUGGAUGAGGAAGAUACCCCAAAAACAAAGUUGACAGACACAAGAAAGCCUUCCUUGGUCAGCGUCCAUAGCCAGUCUCCUGUCCUCAAGCCCAGCCCAUCCCUGUCAGAGGGGCUCAAAGCCAGCUCAGCGUCAGGCCCUAGCCGGAGAAGUCCCAGCCCAUGCUCUGACCCAGGGCAAAGCCGAAGCCGCAGCCCAGGCUCCAACACAGUGCCCAAGCCCACGGCAGAGCCAGAGGAGCAGAGGUCUGAGCUGGAGGAGCUCAGAGCCCAAAUGAAAGAUCUGCUGCUGUCUGUGGAGCUCCUAAAAACCCAGCAAAUGAGAGAGAUUGCCGAGCUGAGAGGUGAGCUGGAUGAGGAGAGGCUGAAGCGAGUUGCCCUGCAGAUGGAGAUAGAGAAACUAAAAAGGACUGUUCAGUCAACGUGAAGUCUAAUCCAGUCAUCCUGGAUCACCACAAUCACCGCCUGUCUCUGACCCCACUGAACAGCCAAGGGCGGGGGGUCAUUGGCAUUCCCAGAACCCUUUUAGUUAUCAUGAAACUAUUCCACAUUUGUAAGAUUUACAUUUUGCACAUAUUCCCUUUAUAUGACUAGGUUUUCUAGUUAUUGAAAGGUGUAAUUAAAUACAGAUGUAUAUGUUUUUUGUUACGUAUCUUUUUGUUUUGCCAACACAAACGAUCGAGGCCUUAUUUACUACUGUGCUGGACGAGCAGUCCUUUCAUUCUUUAUUGGAAUGUCUAAGGGAUGCUGUCAAUACUACUGAUUCUGUAUAAAGUGAUGGGGGAUUCCUUUUUUCUUUUUUUUUACGACUUGCAGGUGGUUGAUUUUAAAGAUUCAGAUUUCAGUUACGUAUCCAUAUUAGCCUCUUUAGCUCAUAACAAAUAAUAUUGUAAUAUGUCCCUGUUGCCAUGGCAGUGUUGUACUCAUAGUUAUGGCAUAAGGGAAAGAUUCUUUGUUUUAUUCUAACAUUCCUGUCCAGGGUAACACUAUUGUGCCUGUAAAAAAAAUAUAUAUCUUAAAGUGUUAAUAUUGGGAGCUUACAUUUAUCAGGUUUAGACCUGGAGCAUGAUUAUAUAUUUUUUAGUCUACUGACAAUGUGCUUAGACAUGAUAUAGAGCCCUUUUUCAUUCCGUUUUUCUUUUUAAAGGACAAGCUAUAUGAAACUGCUCUCUCAGAAAGAGUGAUUAGAGUCAUGGUACAGUUGUAUUAUUUCGAUCCUGUAUUUAAUACCAUCAAAUUCAGCCAUCAACUCAGCAAACAGAGGAUGUCCUCAGAACGUCCAGGAAACCGUGACACUGACUCCUGAUGUUACAAGGACAUCCUGACAACACAGUUUUGUUAGUAGGGAAUAGCCAUACUUGAAAAGAGCACCAGUGAUUUAUGAGAUAAACCGAAAUUCUAUUUCAGACCACCAUUAAAGUUUUGGUUUACUCA